AUGAUAUUAAGAUGGCGGCGUCAAGAGCGUUACUGAAUUGCAGGUUUAAACGACCUGAAUUUGCAAGAAAAGUCGCUUGUCUGGGGUGCUUAUCUAGGUUUUUCAAAACCAAAUCUGAGUCUUUAGUUUAUUCCGAGCAUGGUGAUCCGAAGAAUGUCUUAAGGUGAGAGGUGAGGUUUUACACAAUGUAACUACGCACACACUAUUAAAAAGAUUCAGGGCAGAUUUCCGCACAGCCCCAUACAUAAAUUUGUUAUGCAUACAUAUGUCGACUCUAUUCAUAAUGUAAACUAUUUGCAAAACAUAGGCAGUGGGAAUGGCAAAAAAGCAGUAGAUUAGCUAAACAAUAACUUUGCACGUGCCUUACGCUUUUUUGUAUAUUUCUCUGCCAUCAUUGCACAACCACGACAUGAGGCUGCCUCAUUCUAUGUUUUUUCGAGGACGCGAGCACAAAGCAACCAUUUUCUAAAUCUGAUUUUUAAACUGAGACACAGUUCUUCAAAAUUCAACUCCAGAAAAAUUCACCAAGAUUUAACAAAUUGGACGACAUGGAAAAAGAAUUCUGUACAUGCCAAGUGUCACGCCUUGAUCGAAAACUUCGUUCUCACGCCUGCUCAUACCUGUAUUCCAAUUUAUUAUGCCUAGUAGAAAAGUUUGAGGCAUGACAGCAUUAACUGACUCAUUUUGAAAAAUAUAUUAAUUAUUUAAAGAAACUGGAACCAAUGCGUCUAGACUUGCCACAAGUCGACUCGGUGAGUGAGCGCUGAAGGUGCAAAGGGAUGCUCAUGAAGCAAAGGAAAGUGGGUGAUGAAGUCACAAGACCAGCGACGUAAGUCGCAAGUUGACUUGUUCUGUCUGCGGAAAAGAUUGAAUUUAAUUUGCAUAAUGUUUGUGCAAAAAAAUUGUUUGUGACGUCAGUUUGACAGGCUGUUUUACAGCCCCCUUAAAUAAUCUGUUCUCAUAUGACUGGAUGGUCUGAACACCGAGAUGAAUGUAGAUGAACUGAACUCAAAGAAUGUCGUUUUCCAGGUCGGUAUUCCUCCAAAAUCGAAAGAACUAACUUGCAUAUUAUGUGACUGUAGAAAGUCUUUGAAAUUCGAGUUUGCCCGCAAGGCUUUCUCCGGACCAGGCUAAGUCACCAGCACGUGUCAGUGAACUUUGGAAAUCCUUGUCAGCUCAAAGCUGGGCAAAGAAGCUGUUGGACAGAAACUAGUUGUGAAAACUCUGCCAGAAGUAAUGAAAACAUGGUGGAAAAGGUCUUUGAACAAGGGAGCAAUACUAUUUGCCUCCUUGAAAAAGGGGCUGGCAGCUUAGUGUACCCUGGCUUUCAAGGUCCAUUCUCAAAAUACCUACUGUGAAAUAAACCGUGAACUUUGGCUCCAUCAAAUCAGUCAAACGGCAAACUAAAGACUCUAGCAAUCAAUUUCCCAGCAAGCAAAAAGCCCUCAUAUUCAACAAAACCAGCAUCACUGCUCAACCUUUUCCCAUAGUGAAAUCAACUGAAAAGUCCACCCAAACAUUAUCAUGGCAGGUCGUUUCUGCUAUCUAUGUAUGUUUUUGAAUGGCGCGAUGUGAAAUAUUUAAAGGGUUUUCCCUGAGCCUGUCGGUGCAACCAUCAAGAAAUCUCGACCAUUAAUGUACCCUUCUACCACUGUCUUUUGAUUCUCUCUAAUUUCAAUUCUUUGAAGCCAACUUUCCUUUUUUUACCAGCAUUUGUCACUUUGUGUAAGUUUAUUUCCUGCACUUCAAAGUCAAGCACAUGCCAAUCAAAGGAUUUGCCUGGAUUAAGUUUCCCGAGAACUGAUGCCACAAGAUAAGGGGUUUCCUGAUUGGAUAUCCCUAAUGACACACCCCCGUCACACUGCCAGCGAGAAAAGUGGCGGGUCAAAAAUAGCGUGCUUCAGGCCAGAAAAGUUCAUUUCCCUACUGACCACCUAACCAGCAGAAACUGGAAACAGGCUUUGAGAAAGACUAGUCUAAAAUGAGAGUCACAAAAACAUGAUCGGCUUUCUCUGAAUUCUCUUAUUUUCGUACUAAGGAAAGUCACUGUUCCCUUGUGUUCCCAUGUUCAUGUUAGACAGAACUGUUUGGAACAUCUUUGGAUAUCUUCAGAUACAAUCGGACCCCUACGAAAAAUGCUGGCACUCUCAGGAUAAAAGUGCCACACCUAUAAAUUAAAAAAUGUUGGCAGGUAUAAAAUUCACUAAAAAAGACGUUUUCACCACUGUCAUUGUGGUCAUAAUGAAAGCUCCCUAUUAGGAGAGCUGUUUCACUGUAGUAUCACACCUGUGAAAAGAUGUAAUCACUUUGUAUUUUCUUAUUAUUAGUGUAAGGAAAGUUGAAGCAAAUAACUUUGGUGACAGGUCUGUGUUGUUACACAUGCUGGCAGCUCCAAUAAACCCUGCUGAUAUCAAUCAGAUUCAAGGUUAGAAUAAUAAUUCAAUCUUUGUCUUGGUAUGUAACAAUGUAUGCACACGGGGCUCUCACAUUCGAUUAGACUAUAAUCAAUGAAAAAACAAUACUUCCCUUNGCCACAAGAUAAGGGGUUUCCUGAUUGGAUAUCCCUAAUGACACACCCCCGUCACACUGCCAGCGAGAAAAGUGGCGGGUCAAAAAUAGCGUGCUUCAGGCCAGAAAAGUUCAUUUCCCUACUGACCACCUAACCAGCAGAAACUGGAAACAGGCUUUGAGAAAGACUAGUCUAAAAUGAGAGUCACAAAAACAUGAUCGGCUUUCUCUGAAUUCUCUUAUUUUCGUACUAAGGAAAGUCACUGUUCCCUUGUGUUCCCAUGUUCAUGUUAGACAGAACUCUUUGGAACAUCUUUGGAUAUCUUCAGAUACAAUCGGACCCCUACGAAAAAUGCUGGCACUCUCAGGAUAAAAGUGCCACAGCUAUAAAUUAAAAAAUGUUGGCAGGUAUAAAAUUCACUAAAAAAGACGUUUUCACCACUGUCAUUGUGGUCAUAAUGAAAGCUCCCUAUUAGGAGACCUGUUUCACUGUAGUAUCACACCUGUGAAAAGAUGUAAUCACUUUGUAUUUUCUUAUUAUUAGUGUAAGGAAAGUUGAAGCAAAUAACUUUGGUGACAGGUCUGUGUUGUUACACAUGCUGGCAGCUCCAAUAAACCCUGCUGAUAUCAAUCAGAUUCAAGGUUAGAAUAAUAAUUCAAUCUUUGUCUUGGUAUGUAACAAUGUAUGCACACGGGGCUCUCACAUUCGAUUAGACUAUAAUCAAUGAAAAAACAAUACUUCCCUUAUCAUUGUGUGGGUUUGUUUUCUUUUGCAGUCAGCUGGUGCAAGUUCUGGGACCAAGAAAUUUAGAGGGCCUGGGACAUUCAGAUAUUUCAAAAAUCCACGGAAUAUCUGAUUGCUUCCCAAAAGGUUUUGGAAGAUUUCUCAGUCCCAGAACUCACACUAGCUGACUGCAAUAUUCAAGAUGACUGCCAAAAGAAAACACACCCACACAAUGAUAUUGAAAGCCCCCUGUGAGUAUGUGACACUUGGUUGUGCAUAGUGUUAUUAUGAUGGUGCUGCAUAGCUUAUUAUUAUUGCCCCUGCUUAAAGGCUGUUACCAGUCCCUCUUUUUGAGCUUACUGGCCUAUAGCCCAUAACGCUUUAUAUUUUAAGAGUGACGGUCAGGAAAUAUUGACCAUCGAGUGGUAAGAGUUGAAAAAUCGGUUUCCUUAAUUUUUUGUCCAUAAAUAGUUUUUAGGUAGAUAAGUAAUCUGAUGUAAGUUGUUCUCGCAAAAACCCUUUUAUUUUCAAGAAAUGUAAGAAUAUCAGUUUUCGUGGUAGAAGUCUCAAAAUGGCCGUAUUUUCAACCUGAAAUUUGCUAACAUCAUCUCUCCUUGCGUUUGCAAAUAAAGCUGCAAGGAGAAAUUUGGACACUUUCCAUCAAUAGAACAACUCUUCUUUCAGUUUUGUCCGGCAUUUUGUAGGUUCUAUAAUCAAUUAUUUGGUGCAUUUUGUAACAGGUACUUAUGGGAUCAAGCCGCCUUUACCGGCUGUUGGUGGUAAUGAAGGUGUUGGAGAAGUCACAGAAGUUGGAAGUGAGGUGAAAAGUCUCAGGUCAGGUGACCAAGUGGUACUAAGGGCUGAUCUGAGCUUAGGUAUUAAAUGGUUUAGUGUAUGUAAUGUUUACAUUAAUUCUGUAGAGAGUAUUUGGACUUAAAUCAUGGUCUUGUUUACAACUUAUGUCUAGGGUCUUGGAGAAGACACCUUGUGGUUACAGAAGACCAAGUUUUGAAAAUUCCAGCUGGUCUCCCUGUUGAUGCUGCAGCAACAGUUAGUGUAAACCCUUGUACAGCUUUUAGGAUGCUGAAGGACUUUGAAGAGCUGGAGCCAGGUAGUUAUAAAAAUAUAUUGGCUAAGAUAGCUACAAUAAUUUAAAAAGGCAAGAAUUUUGUCUGACCUGACAGGCCCUGAUUUUUUUAUUUGACAUCUGUGAAGCUCGGCAAUAACUAGAGAAGUAACUUUUCUAGUUAUUGCCGAGCUUCAGAGGGCCUGUGGAUCUGGUGCUGUCACUACUUUCUAUUUUUGUCAAAAUAACUUGUUGUACCAAGGACUUGGGAACAUGCAGUUAAUAACCUUGAAGAACCCUUAAUUGUUUCCUUACUUGCCUCCUCAACACUGUUUAUACAAAGAUGUACUUUUAUGACAACUGGAUUCUUCACUCAAUAAGUUUAAGUGCGACACACUUUAUUCUAACUUUCAGAUAAAGUCACAAUCAACAUUACAUAAAGGGACAACUUGUGCAAACUUGAUCAACUUGGUAUUAUUUUGGUAUCAUUUAAAUACAGCAACACUACGGCACUAUUGUCACUACUGUAGUCACUCUGUUUCAAAUCUAUAAACGUGACAAGUAGUUAGACUUUUUAAUCACUGGAUAACUAAUAAUUAAUUUUAGUACAUGUAAACUUCCAAAUUCAAUGAAGAGUUGAUUAUCAUCCUCCCCUCAGUCAUCUUCAUUAUCCUCCUCAUCACAGUAGAGUUGUUAUUGUUUGUGAGAAGCUAAAUUCAAUACUUAAUUGUUUAUGGUUUAAUUUUAAUAGGUUUUCAUGGUAGUUAGAUGAUAUGUCUGUUAAACAUUAUUGUCAAGGUGAUGCUGUCAUUCAAAAUGGAGCAAACAGUGGUGUGGGACAGGCAGUAAUCCAACUCGCUGCAGCCUGGGGUUUAAACACUGUCAAUAUUGUUCGUGACAGGUAAAUUUCUUAAAUUGUGUGUACCAGUAAACCCUUUAGAGAAAGUUAAGUUCCUGCAGUAAUAAGAAUUAACUUGUCCCUUGUAAAUUGAUGACUAUUCUUUUUUAAUUGUCUUGACAGUUAAACAAUGAUUUUGUGAGAUAUGUUUGGAGUUCAGCAAGGACAAUUAUUAGUUUUGAACUUAUCUGGUUUGCAUGCAUUGGGAAAAAAGUAAUGAUAUUUUAACUGUUUGUUAUAUUAGGCCAGAUUUUGAAGACCUUAAAAGUCAGCUUGUGGGGCUAGGAGCAAAUUAUGUUGUUACUGAAGAGGAACUGAAAAGCUCUGAAAUGAAGAAAACAAUGAAGGUCAGUUCCGUCUUUUCAACUUGACUCUUCUUUCCAUGGCAACCAAAAUUGUUACAGCUUGGAACACUGUACUUGCAAGAGAAGCUAAAACGUUUUCCCACAUUCAUUGCAUUAAUAGAUCAGCCCUCUCUAACAUCUUAAUUCAAGCCAGAAUCAUUGAUUGUAAGUGACUGUUCCUCACUCUCCAACACUUUCAGAAUCUUGUGACUUUAAGAACCAACGAUAAUAAUAUUACACCUCACGGUGGAAAGUAUUUGUACAUGUGUGGUUCAUGUAAAGAUAAAAGUUUUUAGUAGUGUCUACCAUUGGCAAGAGAAAUAAAGGGAUUCACAUAGUUUAAAAGUGUGAUUGAGGGAUCAAAUAAAAUUGAACAUAAGUGUGAUCACUGUAUGCAGUUUUUGGUGAGAAACCUUGGUUGUAAGCUCUUUUACUAAGUUUUACCAAUAGAUAUCUGGAAACGGAUUAGUAUGAAGCUGAGAAUUUCUCUCAUGUUAACAGACUAUCAUCUCUUGGGCAUAUGUGUCUGAGUGGUUUACAUCUCGAGCUCCAGAUCUGGAGGUUCGGGGUUCAAGCCUCGCCUGUCGCGUUGUUUCCUUAGACAAGAAACUUUACUCCACUUUGUCUCUCUUUGCCCAGGUGUAUAAAUGGGUCCUGGCAACAUACUGCUGGGGUGUAAUCCUGCGAUGGACUAACAUCCUGUCCAUGGAGGGAGUAGCAAUACAUGUACUUUGACUCAUAUAUGCCUUUACCUUACUUUUUUUAUCCCCAUGUUGAUUUUUAAGUAUAACUGCAGCCUGUUAUAAAUCACAGAAACAUUUACUGUUUUUUUAAUUUUGUGAGUUGCUGAGCAUCUAUUUUACAGUGUCCUAAACUUGUACUUAAAUACAAGAGAUAAAUACUUCUGAAUUUAUUUUUAGAACAUGAAGCCUCCUAAACUUGCUUUGAAUUGUGUUGGAGGAAAGAGCUCUUUGGUCCUUUUUCGCUAUUUGGGGUAAGAAAAAUGUAAAAGGAGUGUUUAACUUAGAGUCUUUCCUUGAAGUUUUGUAUUGUCAGUAGUAUAUUUAUUAAGAAGAGUGGCAGACACUUUGCUUUCAGAGUUAGUAUACAUGGAAUCUGUACAACAACACUCCUUUGGCCAGAAACAAUGGCAGUAACAUCUCAUGAAAAGUGUUUUACUUCCAGAACAAAAGGAACAAUGGUAACUUAUGGAGGAAUGUCCAGGCAGCCUGUUACUGUACCUACGGUAUGUGAACCAUUGAUAAACCCAGAUUAGACCCCUAUACUUUUAGCCCCUGAGACCUGAGGCAGUCUGAACAAGCGGCCUUAAACCACUUAGUCUGUUCCAGGCCGGUUUAGAACGCAGGGAUGGCGCGAAGGGAUGUGAGCAGGAAAAACAGUGAGGGGUGGGGUAGGGGGUGAGCCAUAUACUGAUACAAAGUAAGAAGAAGCUCUAAAUAUUAAAAGCUAAUGGCGAGGAAGCCCAAGGGAAUCCACCUUGCUUAUAAGCAAUACGCUCUCAGAAAUGGGGGAGUGAGGGUGUGGGAAUAACAUGUACUAGCCCAGCGUCCAGGCCAAAUGAAUCAAUGUCCUCAACAAAUUUGCACUAGUAUUUUCAAGAUAGUCAUUGUCUGAGAGGACACACACAUAACAGAUAAGACAUACCUGACCAUAAAAUGAGCUGUUGCAAAUGCAGUAGUAGUAGUAGUAGUGAAGUCGUGAACUUUAUCGACAUGUGAGGAAUCUCUGGUGCAUAGUGACUAAUUGGUGGUGCAAUAAAAGGUAAAAAUCAUAUAAUAAUUAUUUAAAUAGUGUUAAAAUAAUGUUAAAAUAGUAAUGCAAAUAGUAAAAGGUAGGAAAAAUAAAAAUAUUACACCUAUUAACAGGUAAAAAUGUAUGUAUAUUAUAACAGGAUAAAUUUUGCUUGGUAACAUUACAAAGUAUGCAAUUUCUACAGCCAUCCUCGAUUAAGGCGGUCGGGUCUGUGCUCCUUAUAAUAUUAUCAGUGAACAAUAGAAUAUGUUCCUGCUAAUAUUAUUUCAAACUCCUGCAUUUGGUUGUAUAACUUAAAAAUACCUAAUGCUAAGCACUAGAUGAAAAGGCUGUUUCCUCCCUUCCUACCCCCACCCUUUCCUCGUGUUUUGUUAGCAUGACAUGCUUCUGUCCUCCCAGCUGCGUGGAGGCUCUUAGGUUGGAUAUUUUGCCAGUUAUGAGUUUGGAAGUGUUAAUCUCUAAUAAUGAAAACUCCUGGAUGUUUUGGGCACUCAUGGUUCAUUUUGCAAUGGAGUUCGGUGUUACUUCUCUUUUUCGCUUGGUGCUUUAGUCUUCCGUGUUGCCCUCAACGUUGGUCGAAUCUUUGUUGCUAUUUUUAUUUCCUCUUAAGGGUUCCUUAAUAUUCAGUGAUGUGAAGGUCAGAGGAUUCUGGAUGAGCAAGUGGAGCAAAGAACAUCAGAAAGGUACCUGAUUUAGAUUCUUUCUUCAAAACUUGAACCAUUCUUCGCCACAUGUAAGGGAAUAAGGAUUCCGGAAUUCCGUGAAAUUUUUCCUUUUGGAAUCCAGAAUCCAGAAAAUUUUGCUUGUGGAAUCCAGAAUCCAGGGCUUUGGAAUCCAGAAUGCAGCUCAAGGAAUCCGGAAUCCUACUAAGGAUUGGAAUCCAAAAUCCAAGUUCUACAAUCAAGUAGCUGGAAUCCGGAAGCCAAGGCGUGUAAUCCAGAAUCCAAGACUGUCUUGGAUUCCCUUAUCUCACGAGUUUACCAAGGUGAAAACUUUCCUUUCCUUUGUCCCUCACGCGCCCAAAUUCCCCCUUCCCCUUCCCCUUUUAACGCCUGCCACGCAGGCUAAUUUUUGUGUCAGCGAGAGUAUUGUCAUUGGAAAAGUUUAUUGUAAAAUGUAGCGCUAUGAAGGAGUCAACCUUGUCACACAAAAUAUAAUCUCUGUAUCUUUUUUUUAGCAAUUUAAUAUCCUUCCUUUUCAAAUAGUGGCAUGUUGUGUAGUGAACCUAUCCGGUUACGCUCAUGUUACAGCUGAUGUUAGAAGCGCAGUUUACAUUUGGAGAAUAUUUUCCUAGAACUUUAGGCGAAACAGACGUAGGUUGUUCUUCCAUGAAAUACAUACGACAUUUGUUCAAACAUUAGUUAAAGUUUCGAGACAGUAUGAGAGAAUUUAUAUGUUUACUAAGUCUCAGUAAAUAUAGCCACCAGCUAAUGGGCUUAGUUUAUGUUAAACUGUCGAAAUCAUUGUGUUUGCUUUGCCGACUCAGCCUUGAUGACUUGUUUUUCGUCAGACGUUACAAGGCUUGCCAUGUUAGAGGAAGUAUGUAACAUGGUACGUGAAGGAAAGCUCAAGGCUCCACCUUGUACAAAACAUUCAUUUGAGAACUUCAAGACGGCCAUCUCUGAUGCAAUGAAGUCAUACUCAAAGACCAAGCAACUGUUAAUUCUUAAUGAUGAUUAAACCUUAGCUUAAAGGCAUUGGACGAUUUUCAAUCGCCUUUGCCGAGUACGGCCCGUUCUUCAGUCAGUGGACGCGUUUUCCCGGGAAAAAAGUUGCUGUGUGGCGCUACAUAACGCUACAUGCGUACUUGUUCCGGCGUAUAGCCUCAGUUACACGUUACUGAGUGCAAUUGUUGUGCAACUGAUUAAAACAGUCCGUAAAUUAAGUAAUGGAGACAUACAUAUAUAACAUAAGCAAUACUGCGUCUUCAUCAAGAGUAUCGCAAGACACACUUUCAGGGGUAGAGAUAAUAUAUAGCGAUACUCACGCUGACGUUACCUAUUGAUAUUAAUGUGCCAACCAGAAGUACAUUGUUUCUUGUAACAAAAGAUUGUUUUGUUCUACUCAUUACAAAUUUGAAUAACUAAAACAAUGUUUAUAAACAGUGAUGCCUCCUAUUCAAGUACUUUUUUGAAAAAGGAAGUAUUGUUAUCAUGCUUGCCCGAGGGUUCUUUCGAAUUAACUAAGAACAAAAAUUUUUUAAACAUUUAUAGAAUGAAUUUUAGCCGUCUGCUCGAGCCGCAAACUCGAAAAAAACCUUUUGCAUAAAUGAAAGCAUAGUUUAGUGAUAGUUGAAACUGCAUUCCUAGCAAUACUCGUGGGUAUGAUGCUUCAUGCUACGGAAACCGGUAUUCAAAAAGGCUGGUUGUAUUCACAUUAGUAUCCAGCGAGUACCGUAUUAAGGCACCGUGCGCGGACGCCAAGUGUGAACGCAGCAGUUAGACAACAUCCACACGACGCACGAAUGUUUGUGUUAGAUUGCCGUGUGUGAACGGUCGUGGGUAAGCUUUUAAAAUGCAUUUUGCGAAUUUAACCAAACUUAUGUAAACGUGUGCUCGCGAUGGCUUAUUUUAGGGAUAUUUUAGUUGUAAAAUAAUUAAGGAAACCGUUUCUCCCCGCUGGCGCUCUGUGCUCGUUUCCAUCACCCCCAACUCGCACUUCUCACUCAUCGACAGCAUCUCGUCCGUGUUCCUAGUGCCGAAAUCCUGUGCUGAUAACGCGUCACUACCCAGAUCUGGGUAGGGUUUCUGAUUCGUUGCAGCAAAUUUUCAGUAAUAAGAAGCGAAAUGUCGGCUGUCUUUUCAGGCUCAGCGCAGCUGGAGGAAAUGGUGAAAAUUAUGUAAAUA
This is a messenger RNA of Porites evermanni, 10159 nucleotides long. The record is from the annotation of a GenBank genome assembly. Lineage: Eukaryota; Metazoa; Cnidaria; Anthozoa; Scleractinia; Poritidae.